Messenger RNA from Hibiscus syriacus, 4979 nucleotides. RefSeq lists its product as uncharacterized. The transcript is spliced from 17 exons. Gene Ontology annotation, molecular function: protein serine/threonine kinase activity; ATP binding. The annotation marks the transcript as partial. NCBI's taxonomy places the organism in Eukaryota, Viridiplantae, Streptophyta, Magnoliopsida, Malvales, Malvaceae. Gene Ontology annotation, biological process: protein phosphorylation; recognition of pollen. The record is from RefSeq and is a predicted model, not a curated record.
UAUUCUGUCUGGCGUCAUACUUCCAAGAACCGCUACCUGGGAAUCUGGUACAACAACAUCCCCAUGCAAACUGUUGUCUGGGUUGCAAACAGGGUAAAUCCAAUAAAUGAUUCCACUGGCUUGUUGAAGAUAGAAAGUAGGGGCAAAGUUGUGCUUCAAGUUCAGAACAAAACAGCUGUUUGGUCGAUUAAUACGACAGCAAGUGUUCGGAAUCCAGUUUUGCAGCUUCUGGAUUCCGGAAAUCUUGUUGUCAAAAAUGGAAAGGGUGGUAAUCCAGAGAAUUACUAUUGGCAAAGCUUUGAUUACCCGUCAGAUACAAUGUUACCUGGGAUGAAAAUUGGUAUUGAUUUAAGAAAGGGUUUCGGUCGAAGACUAUCAGCCUGGAAGAACUGGGAUGAUCCAUCUCCUGGUGAUCUUACUUAUGGUGUAGAACUCGAAGGAAACCCGGAGAUGGUGCUAAGGAAAGGCUCAGAAAAGUAUUACCGCGCUGGAUUAUGGAAUGGCAAUGGAUUUAGCGGGGCACCAAAUUUGAGGUUGAAUCCCAUCUUUGAUUAUGACUUUGUGUGGAACGAACAUGAGGUUUACUACAUAUUUUUCCUCAAAAACAAAUCUGUGAUGUCAAGGUUUGUUUUGAACCAAACUGAAAAUGUAAGACAAAGGUACACAUGGAAUCCAGAAACUAAAACUUGGAAGCUGUUUGCAAUCAUGCCAAGUGACUAUUGCGAUCGAUGGGGACUUUGUGGUCCAAAUGGUAACUGUGAUAACAAUAAGCUUCCGGCUUGUCAAUGUCUGAAAAGGUUCAGGCCAAAGUGGCCCGAAAGAUGGAACUCAACGGAUUGGUCCGAAGGGUGUAUACGCAGUAAGCCAUUGAAUUGCGAAAGUGGAGAUGGGUUUAUCAGAAUAAGGAGAGUUAAAACCCCAGACACCACAAAUUCUUGGGUUAAUAAUACAAUGAAUCUCAAGGAAUGUAGGGCUAAGUGCUUGAGGAACUGUUCUUGCAUGGCGUAUACUAAUUUAGAUGUUACAAGAGGAUGUAGUGGCUGCAUCAUGUGGUUCGAUGAUCUGAUUGAUAUCAAACAAUUUCAAUCAGAUGGUCAGGAUAUUUACAUCAGAGUGUCUGCUUCAGAAACAGAACUGAAGAAAAAGGUUAAGGUGAAGCUUGCCAUCAUACUUGCAACUGUAAUUGCUGCCCUGUUGGGGUUCCUUUCAGUCGUUUGUUACAUUCGCAGAAGCAGGAGAAAGUUAAAAGAUGAAGUGCAGAACAAGAAUGUAAAUGAUACAGAGAAUAAAGAACAGAACAAAGAUAUAGAGCUUGCAGUAUUUGAGUUCAGUACAAUAGCACAAGCUACUGAUAGUUUUUCAUUUCAUAACAAGUUAGGUGAAGGAGGUUUUGGCCCAGUGUUUAAGGGGACACUAGCAAAUGGACAAGAAAUUGCGGUGAAGAGACUUUCAAAGAGUUCUGGACAAGGAUUGAACGAGUUCAAGACUGAAGUAAAGUUGAUUGCCAAACUUCAGCAUCGAAAUCUUGUAAGGCUUCUUGGAUGCUGUGCUCAAGGAGAUGAGAGAAUGCUGGUUUACGAAUACAUGCCUAAUAGAAGCCUUGACUCUUUCAUUUUUGAUAAAACGAGACGCAAAAUAUUAACUUGGUCCAUGCGUUUCCGAAUUAUCUGUGGGAUAGCUAGGGGACUACUCUACCUUCAUCAAGACUCGAGGUUGAGGAUUAUCCAUAGAGAUCUAAAAACUAGCAAUGUUCUACUGGAUAGUGAGAUGAACCCGAAAAUUUCAGAUUUUGGCAUGGCAAGAACUUUUGGAGGAGAUCAAACAGAGGCCAAUACAAAUAGAGUAGUUGGAACUUAUGGUUACAUGGCACCUGAAUAUGCUACCGAUGGGCUGUUUUCAGUAAAAUCAGAUGUUUUUAGCUUUGGGAUUGUAUUGUUGGAGGUUAUAAGUGGAAGAAAGAAUAGAGGAUUUUAUCAUGCAAAUCAAAGCAGCAACCUAAUUGAACAUGCAUGGAGAUUAUGGAAAGAAGGCAAGCCUUUGGAUGUUGUUGAUGAUUUCUUAGUAGAGAGUGGCAGUCUAUCUGAGUUGCUGCGAUGCAUACACAUUAGCCUUUUAUGUGUACAACAGCAUCCCGAGGAGAGACCAAGCAUGUCACCCGUGGUUCUGAUGCUGGAAAGUCAUAAUGAAUUGCCUUCGCCUAAACGACCUGGUUUCCUGUUUUGCAAGAAACCCUUUGAAACAGAUUGUUCAUCCGGAAACUAUGGAUCACCUUCGAGAAACGAAAUAAGUUUAUCAUUAUUAGAGGGUGAGAAGACAACAAAGUCUUUGACUGGUUACAAAGAAAAGAAAACAAGGCAAACACUGCAUCCCCUGCCUAGGCCACAUCUUCGACUAUCCAUUCCCUUCACUCAUUUAUUCAAGACAAAAGUCUUCUCUGGCAUUUAUAGUCAAUGCAUGAACUUAGAAUGUUCAAUCAGACUGACAAAAAAUGUUCAAAUUUCAAUCAAAUUUUCAACCGCAAUUGAUACCAUUUCUCUGUCGGAGUCACUCACCGAUGGCACGACUUUAGUGUCCAAUGAUGGAAGCUUUGCUUUGGGUUUCUUCUCUCCUGGAACUUCUAACAACCGCUACCUGGGGAUCUGGUACCACAGCAAACCCAUACAAACUGUUGUUUGGGUUGCAAACAGGAUAAACCCAAUAAACGAUUCCACUGGUGUGUUAAAGAUAGAAAGUAGUGGCAGAAUCGUGCUUCAAAUUCGGAACACAGCUGUUUGGUCGACUGAUACGACAGCAAGUGUUGAGAAUCCAGUAUUGCAGCUCCUGGAUUCUGGUAAUCUCGUUGUCAGAAAUGGAAACGAUGGUAAUCCAGAGAAUUACUUAUGGCAAAGCUUUGAUUAUCCAUCAGAUACAAUGUUACCAGGGAUGAAAAUCGGUGUUGACUUAAGAACUGGUUUUGCUCGAAGACUAUCAGCCUGGAAGAACUGGGAUGAUCCAUCUCCAGGUGAUCUUACUUAUGGUGUAGAGCUUGAAGGAAUCCCACAAAUGGGGCUAAGGAAAGGCUUACAAAAGUAUUCUCUCAGUGGCUUAUGGAUUGGCAAUGGAUUUAGUGGGAUAAGGAAUGUAAGGUCGAAUCCGAUCUAUGAUUAUCAAUUUGUGUGGAACGAAGAUGAGGUUUACUACAUAUUUUCCCUCAAGAACAAAUCAGUGAUGUCCAGGGUUGUUUUGAACCAAACUGAAAGUGUAAGAAAAAGGUACACAUUGAAGGCGGACACUCGAACCUGGAUGCUGUUUUCAAUUAGGCCAAGUGACAAUUGUGACAAAUACAUAGUUUGUGGUCCGAAUGGGAACUGUGAUAACAAUGAGCUUCCGGUUUGCCAAUGUUUGACAGGGUUCAGGCCGAGAUGGCCUGAAAGAUGGAACUCAUCGGAUUAUUCCGGAGGGUGUAUACACAGUAAGCCAUUGAACUGCCAGAGAGGGGAUGCGUUUAUCACAAUAAGUAAAGUGAGAUCCCCAGACAUCACAAAUCCUUGGGUUAAUAAAACUAUGAAUAUCAAGGAAUGCAGGGCUCAGUGCUUGAGGAAGUGUUCUUGCAUGGCUUACGCUAAUUUAAAUUUUACCUGCGUCAUGUGGUCCGGGAAUCUGGUUGAUAUCAAACAAUUUCAAUCAGAUUCAGAUGGUAUGGAUCUUUACAUCAGAGUGCCUGCUUCAGAAUCAGAACUGAAGAAAAAGGCUAAGGUGAAACUUUCCAUCAUAGUUGCAACUGUAAUUGCUGCCCUUUUGGGGUUCCUUUCAGUUGUUUGUUACAUUCGCAGAAGCAGGAGAAAGUCAAAAGGUGAAUCUGAAGACAAGAAUGUGUAUAAUAAAGAGAAUAAAGACGAGGAAGAAGAUUUGGAGCUCGCAGUAUUUGGGUUUCGGACGAUAGCUCAAGCUACCGACACUUUUUCAUUUCGUAACAAGUUAGGUCAAGGAGGUUUUGGAUCUGUUUAUAAGGGGACACUAGCAAAUGGACAAGAAAUUGCAGUGAAGAGACUUUCAAAGAGUUCUGGACAAGGAUUGAAUGAGUUUAAGACUGAAGUAAAGUUAAUUGCCAAACUUCAGCAUCGGAAUCUUGUCAAACUUCUUGGUUGCUGCAUUCAUGGAGAUGAGAGGAUGCUGGUUUACGAAUACAUGCCUAAUAGAAGCCUUGACUCUUUCAUUUUCGAUCAAACGAAAAGCAAAGUAUUAACUUGGUCCAAGCGUUUCCGAAUCAUCUGUGGGAUUGCUAGGGGACUACUCUACCUUCAUCAAGACUCAAGGUUGAGGAUUAUUCAUAGAGAUUUAAAAUCUAGUAAUGUUCUACUUGACAGCGAAAUGAACCCCAAAAUUUCCGAUUUUGGCCUGGCAAGAACUUUUGGAGGCGAUCAAACAGAAGCCAAUACAAACACAAUAGUUGGAACUUAUGGUUAUAUGGCACCAGAAUACGCCACCGAUGGGCUGUUUUCAGUAAAAUCAGAUGUUUUUAGCUUUGGGAUUGUAUUGUUGGAGGUUAUAAGUGGAAGAAAGAAUAGAGGGUUUUAUCAUACAAAUAUCAGCAGCAACCUCAUUGUACAUGCAUGGAGAUUAUGGACAGAAGGCAAGCCUUCGGAUGCUGCUGAUGAUUUCUUAGUAGAGACUGGCGAUCUACCCGAGCUGUUACGAUGCAUCCACAUUAGCCUUUUAUGUGUACAGCAGCAUCCAGAGGAGAGACCGAGCAUGUCAUCUGUGGUUCUUAUGUUGGGAAGUCAUAAUGAAUUGCCUUUGCCUAAACAACCUGGCUUCUUGUAUUACAACAAACCCUUCGAAGCAGAUUCUUCACCUGGCAAAGAGGGAUCGUCUUCGAGAAACGAAAUAAGUUUAUCUUUAUUAGAGGCUAGAUAAAAGAUGGUUGUAUGGUUCAUUCAAUCUGUCAUGCUCAAAACUAUCGGCAACAAUUUCUGUCCCAUCUGAAACGUUGGGCAUUU